UAUUGUAGCCUAAUAUUUAUUAUAUUUGUAUUUAUUUACAUGCAGCCAUUUUGUUAAUAUAUAAAGAAGAAUUAAAGGUUAUAAGAAGAAAAACUGAUCCUAUUUAUUGUCGACCGCUAAAGAGGAAGUGUUUGAUAUAAAACCACAUACCCGCGCAGUGGGUAUCAAAGCCAAGGAUAUUUUAACCCUUUCUCAGAGCAGAAUGAACAAAAAUCCUGAAGGAGCCGAGAGCCGGUUUAACAUUUCACACAACGACGAGAGCAGCUUUCUCCCCAAGAUGAGUUACUUUAACAAUUUGCCUGGUGAAGAAAUGAAAAUGCAAAUUAGCAGUCAAAAUCUAGACAAGGAUGCUGAGAGUCAGAACUUCCUUCCUAAUGGCAAGAAGAAGUACGAAGUUGAAUACCACCCUGGAACAGCAUCGUUUGGAAUGUCUGUGUUUAAUCUGGGCAAUGCCAUUAUGGGCAGUGGAAUUUUGGGUCUCUCAUAUGCCAUGGCCAACACUGGCAUUGCCUUGUUUGUUAUUUUGCUGAUAGCAGUUUCUAUAUUCUCCCUCUACUCUGUGCAUCUACUGCUCAAGACUGCAAAUCAAGGAGGGUCUAUGGUGUAUGAGCAAUUGGGGUACAAGGCAUUUGGCAUGCCAGGCAAGCUGGCAGCAUCCUGCUCCAUCACCAUGCAGAAUAUUGGAGCCAUGUCCAGCUACCUUUACAUCGUGAAGUAUGAGCUACCAAUUGUAAUUCAAGCAUUCGUGGGAAAAAGUGAAGGGCUAUGGUACACUAAUGGAGACUACCUGGUAGUGCUUGUGUCAUUCUUAAUCAUUCUGCCACUUUCACUACUGAAAAAUCUGGGCUACCUCGGCUACACAAGUGGCUUUUCAUUAUUGUGCAUGGUCUUCUUCUUAAUCGUGGUCAUUUACAAGAAGUUUGAGAUCCCCUGCCCACUGCCUAAUGAGUUACUCAACAUAACACUCAAUGGAACACUCGGACACACUAAUGCAACCAGCUACGAAGAGGAUGCUUGCACUCCCAAAUACUUUGUUUUCAACUCUCAGACUGUGUAUGCUGUACCCAUUCUUACCUUCGCCUUUGUGUGCCACCCAGCAAUUCUGCCUAUGUACGAGGAGCUUAAAGAUCGUUCCAGGAAAAAGAUGCAGGGGGUGGCCAAUGUGUCAUUCUUGGCCAUGUUUGUCAUGUAUCUGCUGGCUGCUCUGUUCGGCUACCUAACCUUCCAUGGUGUUGUUGAGCCUGAACUUCUGCAUACUUAUUCAAAAGUCUACGAUUUUGAUGUGGUGCUGCUGAUCGUACGUCUGGCUGUUCUGACCGCCGUCACCUUCACUGUACCGGUUGUCCUCUUCCCUAUUCGUACCUCAGUAAACCAACUGUUGUGUGCGUCCAAAGGGUUCAGCUGGUUUCGGCAUAUCGGCAUCACAGUGAUCCUUUUGAUCAGUGUUAACGUGCUUGUCAUCUUUGUCCCUACUAUCAGGGAUAUAUUUGGAUUCAUUGGUGCUUCUGCUGCUGCUAUGCUGAUCUUCAUUCUGCCAUCUGCUUUCUACAUCAAGCUGGUGAAGGAGCCAAUGAAGUCUGUUCAAAAGAUAGGGGCAACCUUGUUUCUGUGCAGUGGAUUUAUUGUCAUGUUUGGUUGCAUGUUUUUGAUCAUCAUGGACUGGAUUCACAACUCUACUGCUUCACAGGGCCAUGGGGACGGUCACUAAAGUACGUGUCGGCAGCGUGAGUGACAGGCAUUCUUGACCUGUCUGUUGUGGCACUGAGCGCUGUCCAGUCCCUUACUGCUAAAGCCACAAAGAAACUUGCUGCUCUUUUUUCAACCCAGAGCAAAGACCUAUACCAUUCUGAAAGAAUGUGCUGAACUCUGUACAGUAUGUUGUUAGGCCACAAAGAUGGUGCUUUUUAUAAUACUUUUGUUGCUGUGAUGGAUUUCAUCCGAUUUCAUUCGUUUGUUUUUUUAAUUCGAUGCAUUACAGAGAAAUGAAAGAUUUGAGGUCUUGAGACUGAGCUCAGUGCAAGAUUGCAAACUUUUCAGCUUUAGCUAUUCUGACUCACAAUCAAAACCCGAUCAGCUCCAAGCCACAACUUGCAAAGCAGUGGCAGCAAGAACUUGACUCAAGGCUAAGCACCAAUCUUUUGAAUUCUCUUUUUAUCUUUUGCCAAAAAAAAUAUUUCCUACUGGUUUGUAUAUUGAAAAGCACUUAAUAAUCAACAUACAGUGUAUCACAAAAGUGAGUA
Trichomycterus rosablanca is the source of this 2240-nucleotide messenger RNA. It is a transcript of the gene slc38a2, whose product is annotated as solute carrier family 38 member 2. Lineage: Eukaryota; Metazoa; Chordata; Actinopteri; Siluriformes; Trichomycteridae. Gene Ontology annotation, cellular component: plasma membrane. The coding region runs from base 203 to 1708 and encodes 501 amino acids. Gene Ontology annotation, biological process: L-glutamine transport; amino acid transmembrane transport. The record is from RefSeq and is a predicted model, not a curated record. Gene Ontology annotation, molecular function: L-glutamine transmembrane transporter activity. The transcript has 16 exons.